This is a messenger RNA of Dendroctonus ponderosae (mountain pine beetle), 629 nucleotides long. RefSeq names its product cysteine-rich protein 1-like. Bases 170 to 406 code for a protein of 78 amino acids. The transcript is spliced from 2 exons. NCBI's taxonomy places the organism in Eukaryota, Metazoa, Arthropoda, Insecta, Coleoptera, Curculionidae. The record is from RefSeq and is a predicted model, not a curated record.
ACAGCGACCAAAGAGUAAAUAAUAGUGAAAACCUGCUCGCAGUGGCAUUUUUAUUAGUUUAGUUACUUCGUACCAUCCAUUGUCGAAAGGUUCUGGGUACUGGUCGCAGUCAGUGAAAUAAAUUCUUAAACAGCUCCUGCAGUGGUACCACAAACAGCCUGAAAGCGAGAUGCCGAACUGCCCAAAGUGCGAGAAACCGGUAUACUUUGCCGAACGCAAAACAUCCCUGGGCAAAGACUGGCACUCAGGAUGUCUGCGAUGUGAAAAGUGCAACAAAACUCUCACCCCAGGCAAUCAUGCCGAAAGAGAAGGAAAGCCUUACUGCCACAAUCCCUGCUACUCUGCCUUAUUCGGCCCUGGUGGCUUUGGAAGGGGCGGAGCUCAAAGCUACGUCUACAAGAAGUAGGCGCACGUUCCAUAAGUCUGGAAGGAUUCAUUAGGAUUAGAUACUGAAAACUGUUCAAUGUUCUUUCACUGGCGAAGCAUAACAUUUUUUUUAAAUUGCCCAUCUUUAUAACCGGAAAUUUGAUAUCUCCCUUAUUUAAAGUUGCAUAAGUAUUAACACAUAGCAAUUUUCAUGUGAUCGAUUACACUAAAGGUAUUACCGCUAAUUAAACGAUAAGAAGAUA